AUGAAUGGUUUUAUUGCUGUACACUGUGGGGCAGGGUACCACAGUGAUUCUUUAAAAAAGGAAUAUCAGAAAACAUGCUAUGUUGCUUGCAGAAAGGCAGUAGAAGCUCUAAAAGGAGGUGGUGAUGCAGUAGAUGCAGUUGAAAAAGCUAUCAUAGAACUAGAAAACAGUUCUCUGACUAAUGCAGGCUAUGGAUCAAAUUUAAGUUGGGAAGGAUCAGUAGAGUGUGACGCAUCUAUAAUGAAUGGUCAGACCCUGCAUUUUGGUGCAUGUGGUGCAGUGUCAAAUGUUUGGAACCCCAUUUCAUUGGCAAAACAUCUAUGCAUAAGGCAGUGUGAAAGUUUGUCUCUCGGACGAGUUCCACCAUGUAUUCUCACAGGUCAAGGAGCUAAAAUAUGGGCAGAAAGAAUGGGAUUAGAAAUAGUGGAUGAUAGAAAGAUGAUCUCAGCUCGUGCCUUUCGCAAUUAUAAACAUUGCAAGCGAAAAUUGAAGAAAUACUCUCUCCAAAAUGAUGUAAGGUUUAGCCCAUUAGACACUGUUGGGGCAAUCUGUGUAGAUGCAAAUGGUGUUGUUGCUUCUGGAGCAAGCUCGGGAGGUGUGUCUUUGAAGCAUGAAGGCCGAGUUGGUCAAGCUGCUUCGUUUGGUAGUGGUGCUUGGGCUAUGAUGAGUAGAGACGGUAUUCAGCCAUCAGUAGCUGCUUGUACUUCAGGCUGUGGAGAACAUUUAAUUAGAACACAACUAGCAAAAAAUACGGCAGAAAGCCUUUUGGAGCCAUCACCAGUUAUUGGUCUGGACAAGUGUCUAAAGGAAAAAUUUCUAGAAUCUCCAUUUUUAUGGGAUGUAGCCGAACGUUUGGGUGGUUCCUUGGCAUUAAUAUUUAAUCCUCAAGUUGGGGAAGGCGAGUUAUUGUGGGGACAUACCACAAAAACAAUGUGUAUAGGAUACAUGUCCACAGAAAAUGCUAAACCAAAGUGCGUUAUUUCUUAUCUGCCACCGAAAAUGGAAUCAGGGCGCAAGGCAGUGGUGUCGGGAAUCCCUUUUAAAGUUACCAUGCAACCUAGUCCAGUCCUACAAUGGGAAGUCAAGACUGAAGUCAAUUUAAAUGGAUCUCAA
Messenger RNA from Iphiclides podalirius (scarce swallowtail), 1113 nucleotides. Lineage: Eukaryota; Metazoa; Arthropoda; Insecta; Lepidoptera; Papilionidae. The record is from the annotation of a GenBank genome assembly.